AUGGGUAGAAAGAAGUUGGAAAUAAAGCGAAUCGAAUCGAAGAGUUGUAGGCAAGUAGCCUUCUGUAAACGCAGAAAAGGUUUAAUUAAGAAAGCAAAAGACCUUUCCACUCUAUGCGAUGUCGAUGUUGCUGUUGUUAUAAUCUCCAAUCGUGGCACCCUCCAUGAAUUCUCCAGCACCAACAGUCUUACAGGGAUCCUUCAACGAUACGAAACGCACGUCGAAGCAGAAAAAGAGAACUCUCCAGAAAUCCAGGUCACAGAGCACACUAAAUACUCGAGCAUGACAACGGGAGAACUGCUACAAGAAACAGAAAGGCAACUCGAGGAAACUAAUACUGAUGGUCCCGCUGUAACUGACCUUGUCCAUUUGGAAAACGAACUUCAAACUGCUCUAAUGCAAAUCAGAUUUAGAAAGACACAGUUGAUGCUUGAAUAUGUUAAGAAUCUUCAUGACAAGGAAAAACUGCUACGAGAGGAAAAGAAACAAAUGGAAAAAAAUAGAGCUCGGAUGAAGAAAAACAGAAAAAUGAAUGAGAUAUCUGACCUUCCACCACAGAGGGUGACCCUCAAUUUUCUCUAG
Messenger RNA from Solanum verrucosum, 582 nucleotides. Its product is annotated as protein MADS AFFECTING FLOWERING 5-like. The coding region runs from base 1 to 582 and encodes 193 amino acids. Gene Ontology annotation, cellular component: nucleus. Gene Ontology annotation, biological process: regulation of transcription by RNA polymerase II. The transcript is spliced from 7 exons. Gene Ontology annotation, molecular function: DNA-binding transcription factor activity, RNA polymerase II-specific; protein dimerization activity; RNA polymerase II cis-regulatory region sequence-specific DNA binding. The record is from RefSeq and is a predicted model, not a curated record. Lineage: Eukaryota; Viridiplantae; Streptophyta; Magnoliopsida; Solanales; Solanaceae.